AUGAGUGGCUCCAAGCCCGACAUUCUCUGGGCCCCGCACCACGUUGACCGUUUCGUGGUGUGUGACUCGGAGUUAAGCCUGUACCACAUCGAGUCGGCGGUGAGCUCGGAGCUGAAGGCGGGCUCCCUGCGCCUCUCGGAGGAGACCACGGCGACGCUGCUCUCCAUCAACUCGGACACGCCGUACAUGAAAUGCGUGGCCUGGUACCCCAAGUACGACCCUGAGUGCCUUCUCGCCGUCGGCCAGGCCAACGGGCGCGUGGUGCUUACGAGCCUCGGCCAAGACCACAACUCGAAAUCGAAAGAUCUGAUAGGCAAGGAGUUUGUGCCCAAGCACGCGCGGCAGUGCAAUACCCUGGCGUGGAACCCCCUGGACAGCAACUGGCUCGCUGCCGGGCUGGAUAAGCACCGCGCCGACUUCUCGGUGCUCAUCUGGGACAUCAGCAGCAAAUAUGCCACUGAGACUGCGGUUGCCACGGAGAAGGUGAGGCUUUCAGCAGGGGACCUGGAGGGUGGCCUUGUGGUGACCAAGCCGCUGUACGAGCUGGGCCAGAACGACGCUUGCCUCUCUCUCUGUUGGCUUCCGCGGGAUCAGAAGCUUCUGUUAGCUGGAAUGCACCGAAAUCUUGCUAUUUUUGACCUAAGGAACACAAGCCAAAAAAUAUUUGUGAACACCAAGGCUGUUCAGGGGGUGACUGUUGAUCCCUAUUUCCAUGAUCGGGUAGCUUCUUUUUAUGAAGGCCAGGUUGCCAUAUGGGAUUUAAGAAAGUUUGAGAAGCCUGUGCUGACCUUGACAGAGCAACCAAAACCUCUAACAAAAGUAGCCUGGUGUCCAACAAGAACUGGCCUGUUGGCUACUUUAACAAGAGAUAGCAACAUCAUCAGGCUGUAUGACAUGCAGCAUACUCCUACGCCCAUUGGGGAUGAAACGGAGCCUACCAUAAUUGAAAGGAGUGUCCAGCCUUGUGAAAACUACAUUGCUUCCUUCGCCUGGCAUCCCACGAGUCAGAAUCGCAUGGUGGUGGUGACUCCCAACAGGACCAUGUCUGACUUCACCGUUUUCGAGAGGAUUUCUCUCGCGUGGAGCCCGGUGACGUCCUUAAUGUGGGCUUGUGGGCGACACUUGUAUGAAUGUACAGAAGAAGGGAAGGCCAGUUCCUUGGAAAAAGACAUCGCUACCAAAAUGCGACUCAGAGCUCUGUCAAGGUACGGUCUUGAUACUGAACAGGUUUGGAGAAACCACCUGCUAGCUGGAAAUGAGGAUCCUCAGCUGAAAUCACUUUGGUACACUCUGCAUUUUAUGAAGCAGUAUACUGAAGAUAUGGAUCAAAAACUUACAGGAAACAAAGGUCCCUUAGUUUAUGCUGGCAUUAAGUCAAUUGUGAAGUCAUCUUUGGGAACAACAGAGAACCUCAGACACAGCAGAAGUGGAUCUGAUAGACAGGCAGAUAUUAUUCAGUAUCUCAGUGAGGAGAGAUCCUUGGCUUUGCAGCUCUGUGGGUGGAUCAAGAAGGGAACAGACUUAGAUGUGGAACCAUUUUUGAAUUCUUUGGAACAAGAAGGAGACUGGGAGCGUGCUGCUGCUGUAGCACUUUUCAACUUAGACAUACGGCGAGCAAUACAAAUCCUAAAUAAAGGUGCUUCCUCAGGAAAAGGUGAUCUGAACCUUAAUGUAGUAGCAAUGGCUCUAUCAGGCUACACAGACGAGAAGAACUCACUUUGGAGAGAAAUGUGCAGCAGUCUGAGACUGCAGCUGAACAAUCCCUACUUGUGUGCCAUGUUUGCUUUCCUGACAAGUGAGUCAGGUUCAUAUGAUGGUGUUUUGUAUGAAAACAACGUAGCUGUGCGGGACAGAGUGGCAUUUGCCUGCAAGUUCCUCAGCGAUGCCCAGCUGAAUAGGUUUAUUGAAAAGCUGACGAAUGAAAUGAAAGAUGCUGGGAAUUUGGAGGGAAUACUGCUAACGGGGCUGACAAAAGAUGGAGUGGACUUGAUGGAAAGUUAUGUUGAUAGAACUGGAGAUGUCCAGACCGCAAGCUAUUGCAUGCUGCAGGGUUCUCCGUCAGAUGUACUCAAGGAUGAGAGGGUUCAGUAUUGGAUUGAGAACUACAGGAAUCUCUUGGAUGCUUGGAGAUUUUGGCAUAAACGUGCAGAAUUUGAUAUACAUAGGAGUAAGCUGGAUCCCAGUUCAAAACCCUUAGCCCAGGUGUUUGUGAGUUGCAAUUUCUGUGGGAAGUCCAUUUCUUACAGCUGUUCAGCUAUCCCUCACCAGGGACGAGGCUUUAGCCAGUACGGAGUGAGCGGUUCCCCAACCAAGUCCAAGGUUACCAGCUGUCCUGGCUGCCGCAAGCCCCUUCCUCGCUGCGCUCUCUGCCUGAUAAACAUGGGAACACCCGUCUCCAGCUGCCCAGGAGGGUCCAAGUCUGAUGAAAAAGUGGAUCUCAGCAAAGACAAGAAGUUAGCCCAGUUCAACAACUGGUUUACCUGGUGCCACAACUGCAGACAUGGUGGACAUGCUGGGCAUAUGCUCAGCUGGUUCAGGGACCAUACUGAGUGCCCAGUUUCUGCCUGCUCGUGUAAGUGUAUGCAGCUGGAUACAACAGGGAAUCUCAUUCCAGCAGAGACUGUUCAAGCAUAAAUAUUAAGUUUGCAAAUAUGGGGUGCUCUGAUGGAUUUCCGUAACAGUCCAA
Messenger RNA from Tinamus guttatus (white-throated tinamou), 2686 nucleotides. It is a transcript of the gene MIOS, whose product is annotated as meiosis regulator for oocyte development. NCBI's taxonomy places the organism in Eukaryota, Metazoa, Chordata, Aves, Tinamiformes, Tinamidae. Gene Ontology annotation, cellular component: cytoplasm. Gene Ontology annotation, molecular function: protein binding. The record is from RefSeq and is a predicted model, not a curated record. Gene Ontology annotation, biological process: positive regulation of TORC1 signaling; cellular response to amino acid starvation.